This is a messenger RNA of Nanorana parkeri, 1076 nucleotides long. RefSeq names its product scratch family transcriptional repressor 2 (gene SCRT2). The record is from RefSeq and is a predicted model, not a curated record. NCBI's taxonomy places the organism in Eukaryota, Metazoa, Chordata, Amphibia, Anura, Dicroglossidae. Gene Ontology annotation, molecular function: RNA polymerase II cis-regulatory region sequence-specific DNA binding; DNA-binding transcription factor activity, RNA polymerase II-specific. The transcript has 2 exons. Bases 112 to 975 code for a protein of 287 amino acids. Gene Ontology annotation, biological process: regulation of DNA-templated transcription.
UGUGAGCUGUCCAGUGCUGAAUGUGAGGCACCGUCUCUGGCUCCCUUUUUUUUUUUAGAACACAAGACUGUCAACGCACAAAGGGAGUGAGCCCCCUUGUUCCUCUGCAACAUGCCCCGCUCCUUCUUAGUCAAGAAGAUAAAAUUAGAUGACUUUUCGACGAGCGGGAUUUCGGCCUCCAGUUACCACCACUUUGACGAACCCUGUGUCCUGAGCCAGUCGCUCACCAGCACCGUGGGCAGCUUGGGAGUCCCUGUUGCUGAAGAUGGCUUUGUACCGCACUGCAUUUCAUCACCUGACGACUACCAAGAUGAGAAAAAGAGCGGGGACAAGUUCUCAUCCUCCGAGGCUGAAUAUACACCGAACCACGACGACUACAGCGAGCCCGACAGCCCCCAGUCCAGUCUGUCCGCAGGUUAUUUCAGCGGCGAAGCGGCCGUCACGGACAGCUACUCAAUAGACGCUUUCUUCAUCACAGACGGACGCUCAAGAAGAGGCGUUGAAACCAGCCGUGGAAACCAGCGUCACACGUGCAGCGAAUGUGGUAAAACCUACGCCACCUCUUCCAACCUCAGCCGGCACAAGCAAACCCACCGGAGCCUGGACAGUAAGAUGGCAAGGAAAUGCCCUACGUGUGGAAAAACCUAUGUUUCUAUGCCAGCCCUGGCCAUGCAUCUUCUCACACACAAUCUGAAACACAAGUGUGACGUGUGUGGCAAGGCCUUCAGCCGCCCGUGGCUCCUACAAGGCCACAUGCGAUCUCACACGGGCGAAAAACCCUUUGGCUGUGCCCACUGUGGGAAAGCCUUUGCCGACCGAUCCAACCUUCGCGCGCACAUGCAGACGCACUCGGCUUUUAAACAUUACAAGUGCAAACGAUGCGAGAAGACCUUCGCUCUCAAGUCAUAUCUUAACAAACAUUAUGAGUCAGCUUGUUUCAAGGGCUCCGAUCAUGAGUGUGAUCUACAGAGUUAAACUCCACGCUCGAGGAGAAGGACGGUACACAAAGAAACGAGGCACACGAAAUUGUGCCAACCCACUCUUAUUAAUGGCACAACACACCAGAAACUCAAAAA